Molecule: messenger RNA, 2103 nt
Organism: Eucalyptus grandis
Lineage: Eukaryota; Viridiplantae; Streptophyta; Magnoliopsida; Myrtales; Myrtaceae
Product: structural maintenance of chromosomes flexible hinge domain-containing protein GMI1-like
Exons: 17
Coding region: 1-2103 (700 amino acids)
Source: RefSeq, a predicted model, not a curated record
AUGGCGGUGUGUAUUGGUCAAUUGAUCUUUCUUCUCUCUUCAGGGGAAGCACGAAUCAUAUGCAGGCCACUAGGGGUGCCUGAUGAGAAAGGCUGCAUCCUCAAUAAGCAUGAUGGAAAUGUUUGCUUGGAGGUUCAGAGUUCUGUAUCUAUACCUAUUGGAGUAAUUGACUCUGGAGAGUUAGUAGCUGUUGGGAAAUCUGAGUGGGAGUGCCAGUUGGAGAAGCAACACUUGAAAGCUCCAUCUUCGAUUGACUUGCUAGAUGCCAACCAAUGUGAAGAGUUAGGAAUUCAUGAGGCGUUACCAGUUCAUGCACCCAUUCCUGCUGGACAAGACCCUCCAAAGGAAAUUGUAGCUGUUGUUCGGCCGGCAAAUUUCAGUUACUCCACUGCUCCAAAGAACUUGGAUCAGAAGUACAUUGUCAAAAAUAAAAUGGAAAUGUCAAUGGAAGUCAAAUUCAGUGGCGAUUGUGAUCAAGAAAGUCAUCUUUAUUCAUCUCGCGUGACACCAUCUUGUCAUAGAGGAUUUCACGGUCUAUACAUCUUUUCCUUGCAGCACAAGUCUCAUGAACUAUUUCAGAAAUCUGGUGUAUAUAAAUUUCUGUUUCAUAUGGAUGAGACAAGCUGUAAAAACUAUGAAAAAGAAGUGACAGUUCUUGCAUCUGCUGAGGUUGGAAGGUGGCAACUUGUGGGCUAUGAUAAGAAUGAGCAUCUUAGAGUCAGGGUUGGAUCAUGCUUUCCUCCUUUAGAGGUUGCAUGUUAUGACAUAUAUGGGAACCUCAUUCCAUUCCCAUCAACUCCAAAAGUCAAUUUGCAAUUCAAGAUGGGCGAAGGCAUGUUGAUUUGUGUAAAGAAAACGAAGGCAGGCCUUUCAUCUGACAAAAGGACUCUAAGAAUUAAGGAUAUACUAAUAGAAAGUGGGGAUUUAGAUGUCAUCCGGCCAAACUAUGAGGGCACAAUGCUUUUAUGUCCGCCAGAUGAAUCUUUGUCCAUUUCUAUUCCAUGUAAAGUUAUUCCUGGACAUGUGCGGCGAGUGUUGGCACAUCCAUCCAUGCAAAGUAUCCAAAUGCUUCCUGGGUGCAUAGUACAAGAACUCAAAUUGGAGAUGUUUGAUGCUUAUGGAAAUCAUGCUUUGAAGGGCUCUGAAGUUCUUUUGAAGGUUGAGGGAUUUUCCAUUAAAGAUCAGAUGGGUAAAAAGCACAAGGUGGAUCAUGAUGGAUUUGUUCAUCUCAGUGGCAUGUUGAAAGUUACUGCAGGUUUCAAUCAAAAUGUAUUGCUGUCUGUUAUAGCCGGUGGUGAAGAAAUAUUCAAGGAAGAGCUCCAAACAGAAAAAAGGGAGCUCAGAGUUGCAGAACCAGUGCCUCAGCUUUGUGCGGCUGGUUCCCAACUAGAGAAUUUCGUCUUCGAAAUUGUGGAUACAGAGGGUAAUCUCGAUGAGAAUAUCCACAAUGAUGAGGAAAAUGGCCAUUUUCAUACACUUUCCAUAAAACUGGACUCAUCCGUUACAAAAACAACCACUUUAUAUGCUUUCCGAAAGGGGCGAUGCACUAUUCCUUCUCUUACUGUCCCUCGAGAUGCUGGUUGCUUUAGCUUUUCUGCUGUUCAUUCUCGUCACCGAGAGUUAUCUUUGAGCAUCAAGAUUGGCAUUCAGCCUUCUUCAGAUUUGCAGCAUGAGAUUCAAACCUUAUGUCCAAAUACGAAUAUAAUGAUGCUACAGGACACAUCAACCCCUAAUGAUAUAGGGAAUGUACUUUCCAUCAUCAAGAAUGAGUUGCAGCUAAUGCCCAUCAUCCUCACAUACUUAUGUGGUCAGUUGUGCCUUGUGACUUACAAUUACUGCUCCUCACAGGUUCUUGAGGAAUCUGCUUUGUGCAUUGAACAUCAGGAAAGGGUUCUUGAGGAAACUCGUUCGCGCAUUGAACAUCGGGAAAGGGUACUGAAGUUGCUGCAUGACCGGAAGGUUGAAAUAGAGCAAUCUUUGGUGGAGUUAGGAGAAGGACCACAUGGAAGAUCUAGAGAUGGCAUCAUUGGUGUGGUUGCACUUCUUGGAACAAUUCGCAAUAUUGAGCUUAGCAGGCAAACUAUCACUGACCCUUCUAUCUGA